ACACAAGAUAUGGAUUUCUGGUUUUUUGUUGUUGUUGCUGCUGUCUUUGCUCGGGGGCAAGAAAGGAAACAGACCGCUAUGACAAACGCAAAGACUCGAGCAAGACAAAGCAGGGAGGUAUUGGAGAAAAGAAAAUAAUCAGGAAUUUCCGAGGGGAUAUCUAAUCGAUUAGAAGCACACCUCCAGAGUGAACCAGGAAAACCAACGAAUAAAAAGCCCAUAGAAAGGAGAUCUCCUAUAGACGAUAUUUGUUUGUUUGCCGUUGAGGCUCUGUUGUGAAGAAAUGCAUUCCGGUAUCAAAAGACGCCCCUGCCUAGGAAGUCCAACCUAUGGUAUAGACACCCAUCGACAAAAAACGUCACAGAGACGCGAAGAUCAACCGCAAGGAGACUAGGGGAAAACAUCGCAACCAGAAAGGAAAACAUGAUCAUCAGGUUCGCAGGAUGGUGUAUUCGCAAAUCGCAACCGAAUUCGCAAAAGCCGCUCGUUCUGCUUUUCAUAUCAACUCCCAUCCCCUACACCCAAUGCUGCAAUCACUCCCACCAGUAGCCAGGGAUACGAGCCACUCUAGCAAGAUCGAAGAAGCGUGUGAAAAUGAGAUGGGACGAUUCGAGACGGAGAAAUCUAGGACUCGGUGGCAGGCGCAGCAUCGGUCUUUGGCUCGGCGGGCUUGGUCUCCUCUGGCUCAGCAGCCUUCUCGGCCUCCUUUGCUGGCUCAGCUGGUGCGGCCUCUGGCUCGCCGCUAUCCGAUGAAGUCCAGAGGGUGAGGUUGUCUCUGAGGAGUUGCAUGAUGAGGGUGCUGUCACGGUAGGACUCCUCAGACAGAGAAUCGAGCUCAGCAAUGGCAUCGUCGAAGGCUUGCUUGGCGAGAUGGCAUGCGCGAUCUGGGGAGUUCAAGAUCUCGUAGUAGAAGACGGAGAAGUUGAGGGCCAGGCCAAGACGGAUGGGGUGGGUUGGGGUGAGCUCGGUUUGAGCGACAUCGGUAGCGUUCUAUGCAGGAUAGGUUAGGAAAGUUGAAAGGUUUGUCUGGUCAAUCGCAUACCUUGUAAGCCUCGUGGGCAGCAGUGGCAGCGACCUUGCGCUUCUCACCGGAAGCAAAUUCAGCCAAGUAGCGGUGGUAAUCACCCUUCCUGAUUAAUGACCUGUGUCAGCGACGGGUCCUGUUAUAGAGUUGUAGAGUGGACAUGCCACCAGCGAUAAGACGUACAUCUUGUGGUAGAACACCUUGGACUCGCCAGACUCGGCCUUGGGGAUCAAGGACUCGUCCAGGACAUCAAGGACAUCCUGGCAGACCUUCUCGAGCUCGGUUUCGAUCUUCUGACGGUAGUCACGGAUGGUGGAGACGUGCUUGUCGGUACCCUUGGACUCUUCCUUUUGCUCAAUCGAGGAGAUUAUGCGCCAGGAAGCACGUCUGGUUCCGACGACAUUCUUGUAGGCGACCGACAGGAGGUUUCGCUCGUCAACGGUAAGCUCUCCACCCAACUGUGUCACGCGUCGUCAGUUGUAAUCCUUUUUCGAAGCCAACAUCGUCGCUAAGGUCGGUGAGCGCAUUGCGUACCUUGGCAACCUCCUUCAUGUAUGUAACCAUCUCAUCGUAACGCUCGGCUUGCUCGCAGAGCCUCGCGAGGAAGGUCUUACUGCGGUGGGAAUUAGCAUCAACAUCGGAUAGGCGCCGGGCGCAUCGAAUCAGGAUCGAGUCCGUACCUUUCACGCUAAAUAGAGACAUAUAAGUCAGUAGAUUGUUCUCGAGAGAUGGCAGAGAGAUAGGUGGAGGAUAACAACGCGGUCGAUAAGGGUUGUUGGGCCAUGGAGGGGAAAACAACAGCGGCCUGUAAUGCAAAGGUGACGUUGUUGGGGCAGACGGAGCACUUACUUCGGUAGUCAUUCUUGCGGUGGAUCAGAAUGUGCUUGCAAAGGAGGGGAGGGAAGAGGUGGAUGAAGAAGAUUGCAGAUCGAUGGUGCGUGGUUGAGUUGUUGGAGGAAAAGUUGAAAUCGAAGUGCUCAUUCAAAAGCUGGGGAUUCCACGCCGACGGUGUUCAACUGCGCUAGUGAGUUUCGCUAAUGGAAGGCGGGCUGAGAUGGAUGGUGGCAGAAUUGCAGGUGAAGAGCAACACGACAUCAACAAAACGGCCUCUGGACAACUUCGAUUGCUUCGUUUUGCAACUCGAGUGAAUGGUCUAUGAAGUGGAAAUCUUGUCUCGAGUUGUGUAUGCCUUGUUUUGUUUACAAUCAAUGUUGACGAGGCUGAGGGGAACUUGAAAAUGGUAUCACGUGGGAACAACAAUGCAUCGGGCGAUGGAAGACGGUCGACCACUUUCUCUACCGACCUUGGGUCACCCUCCUCGACGCUUCAGAUCAGGGUAAGCCUCAUCUGAUACCCCGACUGGAAGAAGGUAGAUAUCGGGAGUUUGGUACUUGGGGGCUUGACAAUAACAACAACUCUUCCGGUUUGUACAACACAAAGACAGCGUUGCCAUGGUCACGUCAUUUCACAGCACAUCUUGAUUCUGCCCACUCUCAUUCAUCUGCUGUUGUUGUGUUCUCUGGCUAUUUGUCUAUCCUGAAUGGCUACUUGUCUUAAUAGAGUACGUCCCUUAUCAUUUGUAUAGCCAACUUGUUUCUGCCUUGAGGUACGCAGGGGUGUUGUUUGGCUGCAUGUGCUGGCGGAUCAUCAACCAAUGGAGCCACAUGGCAUCUUAGAUGGCCCAACAAUUGGACGAAAAAGACUCAUCCUGGUGAUCUGAUGUGAUGAGAGGAGGAGCUGAGAGGUCAUUCAUGUAUGAUGUUCUCGGCGUCGGAAUUAGGAGAUGGAAAAGCUGGGCUGCACAUCACCAUGACCCAUGUGAAACGAACUUUGGGGUGGAGAACGUCGACCACUGAGCCUUGAUAACAACACGAGAGCUUGGAUGUUGAGAGCGAGAUAUUAUUCUGAAUCCUGAUAAAGCAGGCUUCAACGUCCUAUUAUUGAUGCAGUAAAUACACUCAAAUCAUGAAGGAAACUUGUAUAUAGCUUCAUCACUAGAGCAUGCGAAGUAUGCCGAUACUCUGACCCUGACCUUCCUGAUGAACAGCAAGUUGUACUUUGUCCUGUAGCCCACUUCGAGACACUCGUAACAUGCCUGACACUCCAUGAUGGCAAUAAUGGAAGUCUUCCGUGGACCAGUCAUGCCCGUCCGGCCCAUGUCCUGCCCCGCCUUCUCCUCACAGAAGUGAACGUAAAUUACCUCAGCCAGAUACCGUCUUCAACAGAAAACUUUACUUCCGCUGAGGUGAGCUCUUUUGUUUCCAUCGGCUGGGAUGAGCAAAGUCAAGCAUUCCGGGUCUGGAACCUACCGAUCUGGGGGAAAGUUGCGGCUCAAAACGAUGGACACAGUCAGUCAGUGCCAGCCUGCUAGGCUAGGCUUGUACUUCUGGAAACAGUAGGUCGGUACAGCAGACAAAGCACUGCUCUCAGUCUCUUCUCGUGACUGAAGUCUGCAAUCUAUUCAACACUCAAGCCUAAUGUCUGACAUCCGGUACAAACGGCAGUCAGGUUAAGACUCACGAAGAACCACAGCCCACCAGCCACCUUUCUAAGAACAGAUUGGCCGAAUACCCGCGACUCAAGCGCAGCUCAGCACCCACGUCUGCCCAGUGCCCACUGCCCAGACCUGCCGCUGCGCACGGCGAGGCUAACGAUUCUCCAACCGACCAAUCCCAUCCUGCACGAAGAGGACACUUGUAGAUUUGUGGUGGCAGAGACGGCGAGACCUAGCACUUACCAAGCAGGACUUUAGAAAGAAUAUAUUCUCUUUCCCCGCCUCCGACGUUCACUGCGUCGUUCUUCUCCGCUGCAAAUUUUCACUACAUUUUUGCCACAACUUUUGGACGAAACAUUCGGCCUUGCAUGAGCUCUCCAAGACAAAAAAAGUAGCCGCCAAACGGUACAGCCUCCGUAUCCCACCAGCCUUCACUUCGCCAGCCUGCGACCCCACGUUCACUAUGGAAAAUGCAUACGCCAAAUCCACCGCCGAGGUGCUGAAGUUCUUCUCUGUCUCUGAAGCCCAGGGAUUAUCAGAGUCUCAAGUUAAGGCUUCAAGAGAAAAGCAUGGUCGCAAUUCUAUUGAAGAGGAGCCCCCAACUCCUAUUUGGGAGCUGAUUCUCGAGCAAUUCAAAGAUCAGCUUGUCAUAAUCCUUCUGGGUUCCGCCGCCAUCUCCUUCGUUCUGGCGCUUUUGGAAGAAGGUGGGGGUUGGACAGCUUUCGUAGAUCCAGCAGUUAUCCUCACAAUUUUGAUACUCAACGCUGUCGUUGGUGUAUCGCAAGAAAGCAGCGCCGAGAAAGCAAUUGCCGCCCUCCAAGAAUAUUCCGCGAACGAGGCCAAGGUUAUUCGAGAUGGUCUAAUUAGCAAGAUCCGCGCAGAGGAAUUGGUUCCCGGAGACAUAAUUUCGAUCGCUGUGGGAGACAGAAUCCCAGCAGACUGCAGACUUUUGGCUAUUCAAAGCAACAGUUUCAAUGUGGACCAAGCAAUUCUCACUGGAGAGAGUGAGAGUGUUGGAAAGGAUACAGUCGCAGUCACAGAUACAAGAGCUGUCAAGCAGGAUCAGAUCAACAUCCUGUUUUCUGGAACAACAGUGGUUACUGGACAUGCUACUGCGAUCGUGGUUCUCACUGGAUCAUCUACCGCAAUUGGAGACAUUCACGAGAGCAUUACUGCUCAGAUCUCGGAACCUACGCCUUUGAAGCAGAAGCUCAAUGACUUUGGAGACACUUUGGCAAAGGUAAUCUCGGUCAUUUGCGUUGUCGUCUGGCUCAUCAAUAUUCCCCACUUCAAUGACCCAUCUCACGGAAGCUGGGCCAAGGGAGCUAUCUACUACCUCAAAAUCGCAGUCUCACUCGGUGUUGCAGCUAUUCCAGAAGGUCUUGCUGUUGUCAUUACAACAUGUCUUGCACUCGGCACCAGAAAGAUGGCUGCCAAGAACGCUGUUGUUCGAAGUUUGCCAUCUGUUGAGACGCUUGGAAGCUGCAGCGUCAUCUGUUCAGACAAGACUGGUACUUUGACCACGAACCAGAUGAGCGUCAACAAGGUCGUCUACAUCAACGAGGCUGGCAAUGAUUUGGAGGAGCUUGAUGUUCAGGGUACCACAUUUGCUCCUCUGGGUAGCAUUACAUCUAAAGGCUCCAUUGUCUCAAAUGUGGCGGCCUCAUCAAGCACUGUAUUUCAAAUGGCCGAAGUAGCAGCACUCUGUAACGAUGCCCAGCUCGCUUUUGAUGCAAAGUCUGGCACUUACUCAAAUGUUGGUGAACCGACUGAAGGAGCUCUUCGCGUUCUCGUGGAAAAGAUUGGUACCCAAGACGCCGCACAGAAUCAGAAACGUGCUGGUGCCACGGGUCAGGACUGUCUUCAUCUUUCUAGCUCUUGGUACGAGGCCAGAGCUCCACGCCUUGCAACAUAUGAGUUCUCCAGAGACCGAAAGAGCAUGUCCGUUCUUGUUGGUAGCAAGAACCAGCAAAAGUUGCUUGUCAAGGGUGCUCCAGAGAGUAUCAUUGAUCGCUGCACUCACACAUUGGUUGGAGCAAAUGGCAAGAAGGUACCCAUGACCAAAACUCUUACAGACCUUUUAUUGCGAGAGGUUGUAGAUUAUGGCAACAGAGGCCUCCGAGUCAUUGCUCUUGCCAGUGUGGAAGAUGUUGCUUCCAACCCACUUCUCAAGACUGCCAAAUCUACCGCUCAAUACUCUCAGCUCGAGCAAAAGCUCACUCUUCUCGGUCUCGUUGGAAUGCUUGACCCUCCCCGUCCAGAAGUCGCCGGAUCCAUCAGAAAGUGCAAGGAGGCAGGCAUCAGAGUCAUUGUUAUCACUGGAGACAACCGCAACACUGCCGAGACUAUCUGUCGCCAAAUUGGUGUCUUUGGAGAGUACGAAGAUCUCAAGGGCAAGAGCUACACUGGACGCGAAUUCGACAACCUCAGCGAAAGCGAACAACUGGAAGCCGCAAAGAGAGCAUCUCUGUUCUCCCGAGUCGAGCCAAGUCACAAGUCUAAGCUGGUCGAUCUUCUUCAAUCCGCUGGAGAAGUCGUUGCCAUGACCGGUGACGGAGUCAACGAUGCCCCAGCACUGAAGAAAGCCGAUAUUGGAGUUGCUAUGGGAUCCGGAACCGACGUUGCCAAACUUGCGUCAGACAUGGUCCUCGCAGAUGACAACUUCGCAACGAUCGAAGUCGCUAUCGAGGAGGGCCGCUCCAUCUACAACAAUACUCAGCAAUUCAUCCGCUACUUGAUCUCCUCCAAUAUCGGAGAAGUUGUAUCCAUCUUCCUCACUGCCGCAGUCGGCAUGCCAGAAGCUCUCAUCCCCGUCCAACUCCUCUGGGUCAACCUCGUCACCGACGGUCUCCCCGCCACAGCCCUAUCUUUCAACCCUCCUGACCAUGAUAUCAUGCGUCGCGCCCCUAGAAAGCGAGACGAGCGUCUCAUCGGAGGCUGGCUCUUCUUCCGCUACAUGGUCAUCGGCGUGUACGUUGGUCUCGCAACGGUCGCCGGCUACGCUUGGUGGUUCAUGUACAACAGCGAAGGACCACAGAUCUCCUUCUACCAACUCUCGCACUUCCACAAGUGCUCUGCGCAAUUCUCCGACAUCGGUUGCAGCAUGUUCUCCAACGAUAUGGCGAAGUCCGCAUCUACUGUCUCGCUGUCGAUUUUGGUCGUCAUCGAGAUGCUGAAUGCUAUGAACGCUUUGUCGAGUAGCGAGUCGCUGCUCACGUUACCUCUUUGGGAGAACAUGAUGCUUGUAUACGCGAUCACGCUCUCUAUGGCGCUGCAUUUCGCACUCCUCUACACACCUAUUUUACAGACUCUGUUCUCGAUCUUACCCCUGAACUGGAAUGAGUGGCAGGCUGUUUUGGUCAUCAGUGCGCCUGUCAUUCUCAUCGACGAACUCCUCAAGUUCAUCGAGCGCCAGCUCUUCAUCCAGAAGACCGACGUCGCCACACCCAGGGCCAAGAAGGAGUAAUUCACACACUCGAUACUUAAUCUACGGAGUACAGCAUGCAUGCAAUGGAAGAGAGGAGACUUCGAGACUUUGCUUGAGAUAGACGAAUGAGAAGUAUGAUACACAUCCCUUGUGUGCAUUGGAGGGAUGAAAGAGAAAGUGUGUGUGUGUGUGUGUGUGUGUGUACAUAUGCAUUGUAGAUUACCGUUACUCGCAACCUAGAUGUCCGUCGAGAAGUAGAUAUAGAGUAUUGCAUAAAUGUACUUGUGGUUAUUGAAGAAUUGUUUUCCUUAUAUCUUUAUCUUAUAUCUUUGCAUGAAGAUUCCCG
Molecule: messenger RNA, 7291 nt
Organism: Cadophora gregata
Lineage: Eukaryota; Fungi; Ascomycota; Leotiomycetes; Helotiales; Ploettnerulaceae
Exons: 4
Coding region: 3982-6984 (1000 amino acids)
Biological process (GO): intracellular calcium ion homeostasis; calcium ion transmembrane transport
Cellular component (GO): membrane
Molecular function (GO): ATP binding; ATP hydrolysis activity; P-type calcium transporter activity
Source: RefSeq, a predicted model, not a curated record